GCGACCCCCGCAGGCCGCGCUUCUCCGUCGGCCUCGCCUCGCCUCGCCUCCCCGUCCGCUCCGCCUUCCCCUCCGCCUCCUCGUCAGGCGGAGGCGGCGCUCGCCGGGCCGGCUUGCUGGGCGCUGCGGGCCGGAGCGGGCCGUCGUCGUCGUCGUCCAUGGUGGCUCUAGGCCGCGCCGCCGCCAGGCUGGGAGUAGGCCCGCGCCCCGGCGGGCGAUGCAGAGCUGAAACACAGUGGUGGACGCUACAAUCUCAAGAUUUUUUUUAACCUAAUGGAACUAGAAGAGAUAUGAGGCCUGCUUUGCUUGGACAUUUUUGGAGUUCUGUCAUUGAGUACUUCUCCAGUGGCAUCUUUAUGCAAUGGCCUCAAGCCACAGGUCUUCACCAGUGCCUCAGUCAAAGAGCAGCGGUGCUUUCUUUAAGAAGGAAGUGGAUUCUGCCAAGCGUUUUCGACCAGUCCAGUCGUUGCCCGAUGUGUGCCCGAAGGAACCCACAGGUGAUCCUAUGAGUCUGUGUGACAGUCCGUCUUUAGUCGCGGAUCAACACCGAUGGACUAUUUAUCAUUCCAAAGUAAAUCUCCCAGCGGCACUCAAUGACCCUCGGUUGGCGAAAAGGGAAUCUGAUUUCUUCACCAAGACUUGGGGACUGGACUUUGUGGACACUGAAGUUGUGCCUUCGCUCUACCUCCCGCAGAUCAACAAGGAUCAUUUUGCAGCAUACCAGCUGGACGUUGUUCAGAGAGAGAAGAUUCAUGAGAAAUGCAAGACUGUUUGUCCUCCUAAAGAUACUUUUGACAGGACACUGUUAAACGCUCAUGAUAAAUCCAGGACAGAACUGGAGCAAGUACCUAAGAUUUUUAUGAAGCCAGAUUUUGCCUUGGAAGAUCCCUUAACAUUUAACAUGGUAUUACCUUGGUCUCAUUUUAACACUGCUGGAGGGAAAGGAAAUCGUGAUGCAGCUUCUUCAAAACUGCUUCAGGAAAAGCUGAGCCACUAUCUGGAUAUUGUGGAAGUAAACAUCGCUCAUCAGAUCUCCCUCCGCUCUGAAGCCUUUUUUCAUGCAAUGACCUCCCAGCACGAACUGCAAGACUACCUCAGGAAAACCUCCCAGGCCGUAAAAAUGCUUCGAGAUAAAAUUGGCCAAAUCGAUAAAGUCAUGUGUGAAGGAUCUCUUAAAGUUUUGAGACUUUCAUUGACGAGAAAUAACUGUAUAAAAGCAUAUAAUAAGCUGAAGUUGAUGGCUACUGUGCAUCAGACGCAGCCUACUGUUCAGUUGCUGCUGUCCACCUCUGAAUUUGUUGGUGCAUUGGACUUAAUAGCCACCACGCAGGAGGUUCUACAGCAGGAACUCCAAGGCAUUCACAGUUUCCGACACCUUGGGUCACAACUUUGUGAAUUAGAAAAACUGAUAGAUAAAAUGAUGAUUGCAGAGUUCUCAACCUACGCCCGCAGUGACUUGAACAGACCUCUGGAAGAUGAAUGUCAAAUUCUGGAAGAGGACAGGCUUGUGUCGCUAGUAUUUGGACUUCUGAAACAAAGGAAACUGAAUUUUUUUGAGAUAUACGGGGAUGAAAUUAUCAUUACAGCAAAGAACAUAAUUAAGCAGUGUGUGAUUAACACAGUAUCAGAGAUAGAAGAAAUAGACACAGGAGCGGUUGUUAAACUGGCUGAUCAAAUGAGGAUGAUGAAUUUUCCACAGUGGUUUGAUCUCCUGAAGAAUAUUUUCUCUAACUUUAUCAUCUUCCUGAAGAGAAUCAAGGCAACACUAAAUGUUAUCCGCAGUGUCGUUCUCUUGGUUCUAGACAAGAACCAAAGGAGCAGAGUACUGGGAGAGGCUUCUGUGCAGAAGAACUCAUCAAGGGAAAGCGCUGUGGAUACAGAAGUGGCUUAUCUGACCCACGAGGGCAUGUUUAUAAGCGAUGCCUUCAGCAGAAGAGACCUCCCAUCCUCCACAACUGAUUCAGUCUCUCCAAGAAAUGUUUGUCCGGACAGUGAUCCCAGCAGCAGCGACUCAGUGUCUGAGCCCGAAUGUGCCACCGAUUCAUCGUCAAGCAAGGAACAGACUUUACCGAGUGUCACACCAGCUGGAAUUGAGACCAUGAUUGGGGAGGACGUGAAACUGUCUGAACUGGAACUGGUUAGAUUAGCAAAUAACAUACAAGAGCUCCUUUACAGCGCUUCCGAUAUUUGCCAUGAUCGUUCAGUCAAAUUCCUCAUGGCUAGAGCAAAAGAUGGAUUCCUGGAGAAACUGAAUUCUACAGAGUUUGUUGCUCUUUCCCGACUGAUGGAAUCGUUCAUCUUGGACACAGAGCAUAUCUGUGGUAGGAAGAGUGUGUCACUCCGUGGAGCGCUUCAGAGCCAAGCUAACAAAUUUGUAAACAGAUUUCAUGAGGAGAGAAAAACAAAACUCAGCCUCCUGCUAGAUAACGAGCGCUGGAAACAAGCCGAAGUUCCUGCAGAAUUUCAGGAUCUCGUGGAUUCUAUAUCUGAUGGCAAAAUUGCUUUACCGGAGAAAAAAGCCGGAGCUCCUGAAGAAAGAAAGCCGAUGGACGUCCUCAUUGUCAGCGGUCAAAAAUAUGCUGUAGUUGGGACCGUUUUGCUGCUGAUCAGAAUCAUCCUGGAAUACUGCCAGUGUGUGGAUAACAUUCCUUCCAUCGCUACUGACAUGCUCACUCGUCUCUCCGAUUUGCUGAAGUAUUUCAAUUCCAGAAGUUGUCAGCUGGUGCUGGGAGCCGGUGCUUUGCAAGUGGUCGGCUUGAAAACGAUAACUACGAAAAACUUAGCCCUCUCGUCCCGCUGCCUGCAACUCAUAGUGCACUACAUUCCCGUGAUCCGAGCUCACUUUGAAUCCCGCCUGCAGCCCAAACAGUUCAGCAUGCUUCGGCAUUUCGAUCACAUUACCAAGGACUAUCAUGACCACAUAGCUGAAAUUUCAGCCAAACUUGUAGCCAUAAUGGAUAGUUUAUUUGACAAGCUGCUAUCAAAGUAUGAGGUAAAAGCACCCGUUCCUUCCACCUGCUUCAGGAACAUCUGCAAACAGAUGGCGAAGAUGCACGAAGCAAUAUACGAGCUGCUUCCAGAGGAGCAAACACAGAUGCUGUUUUUACGAAUAAAUGCCAGCUACAAGCUCCAUUUGAAGAGGCAGUUAGCCCACUUAAACGUAGUCAACGACGGAGGACCUCAAAAUGGGUUGGUUACGGCCGACGUGGCUUUUUACACUGGAAACCUUCAAGCCUUGAAAGGGCUUCAAACCCUGGACUUAAACAUGGCUGAGAUCUGGGAACAGAAGAGGUGAUAAUUCAGCAACGCAGCUGCUGCCGCUUCUCUGAAGGUGAUCACGGGGACCCUCGAAGAGGAAAUUCUCUUGAAGGUUUGGUGAAAACCUGGGUCCAGGAGUGACCUCGGGAGCGCUCUUUAGCAAGACAAAAAAGUAGAGACCACUUCUGUUUGGUGGGAUUCCUCUUCGUGCUGUUCAGAUCCAGGCUCAGGUUUCUUUGGACCAAAUCCAAAAGAAUACAUAGCUGUAACACAGCUGCCGUUGCUAGAGAGUGGUUUGUAAGUCUUUAUAUUAAAAAGAUGCUCCACAUUUCCUCUAGUGCAAUGAAACUCACAUGGCGUCUCUCACCUUUAUUUAAGUGAUGGUGCAGUUUGGAAAUCCUUGGCAAACUUCUAUAAAAUGUUUUCACUGUAAACCUGUUCUAAAGCUAUUUUUACAGAUGUUUCUAUCGGUUUACCUGCCUAGAGCAAGGUGUGUUGAGGUGCAUUCUGAUGUCGUUCUAGGAGCUGUUUCCCAAAAACAAGAUAUUAAAAAGGAAACUAUAAGGGUGGCCCCUAGUUCUUCUACUACAAGUGGUCAACUCUUAAGGACAUGUUUUAUAAUGGGUCUAGUUUCCAGACAUGAUCAGAACCUCAAUUUUAAUUUGCCAAUUUCUGCAUAUCCCAUACCUCCUCUACCUUUCCAUCCAGUUACUGUCAUCCCAAAACUGUAAGAGCAGACCACCCGACACGGCAAAUACAACGCUAGAUGCGGUGUGACUAACUUAUAUCAAGGUUUGGGGUUUUUUUUUAAAUUGCUGUAUUUCAGGCUGGUACCUGCCUGUCCAGAGUUAAAAAGUGCCUGGGCAUUCCACAUCACGACAUUAAACAGAAACCUAGCGAGUGCCUCUUCUUGUGAUGACUGUGUAUAAUGAUACGGUGUUUGUGUGCCUCUGGUUUCAACAGGCAAGGCAUGCCUCUCUGUUAACAUGAGCAGAAGUCAUUUGUCAAUCAAAAUAAAGCUAUAAAAAUGA
Messenger RNA from Sphaerodactylus townsendi, 4289 nucleotides. RefSeq names its product VPS54 subunit of GARP complex (gene VPS54). The record is from RefSeq and is a predicted model, not a curated record. Gene Ontology annotation, cellular component: GARP complex. Gene Ontology annotation, biological process: retrograde transport, endosome to Golgi; Golgi to vacuole transport. NCBI's taxonomy places the organism in Eukaryota, Metazoa, Chordata, Lepidosauria, Squamata, Sphaerodactylidae. Gene Ontology annotation, molecular function: syntaxin binding.